This is a messenger RNA of Truncatella angustata, 663 nucleotides long. Its product is annotated as kinetochore component CENP-S-domain-containing protein. The transcript has 2 exons. Gene Ontology annotation, biological process: replication fork processing; resolution of meiotic recombination intermediates. Gene Ontology annotation, molecular function: chromatin binding; protein heterodimerization activity. NCBI's taxonomy places the organism in Eukaryota, Fungi, Ascomycota, Sordariomycetes, Amphisphaeriales, Sporocadaceae. The record is from RefSeq and is a predicted model, not a curated record. Gene Ontology annotation, cellular component: Fanconi anaemia nuclear complex; FANCM-MHF complex. Bases 108 to 503 code for a protein of 131 amino acids.
CGCGAUGGAGACGCGCCUGGAAUAGGACUGAAACAUCGUCACUACUUGGACCAUACCGCAUUGUUCCAACCCUGGCUGAUUGACAUACUUCAUGGCAGACGAGGCCAAUGACGAGGUUCGUGAGGUUAGUACUAAGUAUUGCUAGAGAACUUGCAGCUUAUUUCUUUGGUAUUUUUUUUAAUAUCUCUCUGACUCAUUCACUCCAACAGCGCCUCAAAGCAGCUAUUUGGUUCGCUGUCGGGAAAAUCGCCGACGAGGAGUCUCUCAGAAGGAACAGAAAUGUCACGCCUCAAUUCAUCGGCGCUUUGAUGGAGAUGGUUUGGUUACAAAUUGAAAGCGUAGCAAUGGACCUGGAGAGCUUCAGCCGCCAUGCUGGCCGUUCCACCAUUACCACAGAUGACGUUCUGCUUCUUGCCAGACGCAACUCAGAUCUGCAUGGUAUCAUCAAAGACUUUGUGGACAAGAAAAAGGCUACCAAGGGAAAGGGCAAGGCCAAGAGGUGAAAUGCCUAAACGACACGAGACUAUGCGGGAUUGGUCUGCGCGUGGCGGAAUAUUUGAGCACAAUGAAAAAGUACGUGAUUACAAGGAUUGACACAAAGCUAUCAACGUAAUAACUGUGCAGUCCCAUGGCAAAGAUCAAACAGCUCCCAAGCACAUUUGG